UGGUGUGGAGGCGCUGUCGCUGGCGUAUUAAAUUACUCAAAACAUGUAACAGAAAAUAUAAAACGGAACCCAGAAGUCACCCCGAAGAGAUUUUUGCUUGUUUAUUUUUGUUUUUGUUUCCACGAGGCCUGCGAAUGGCGAGCGCGAGCGCGGACUGAGUCUCAGAGAAGAAAGUGCCAGUCGGCUGCACCAUGCAGGGAAACCGAGGCCAUUGCCGUCUUCCCCAUUUAUUGACGCCGUCCAGUGGAUCAGCACCUUACGCGAUGACCCGGGUUGUACCUGUCAGAUCUCCUCCCCCUCUUAAAGCCUUGCCUCCAGCACCAGCACGCCCAAAAUCGCUGUCUCCACCUCCGACACGACCACCUGCCACUCGCCCCCCAGAGGUCCACAAUCGGCGGCAGAUGAGGAACACAUACAUCUGCACUGGAGUGUGUUUUGGCACGUUCUUCCUUGUGCUCAUCCUCGUCCUUAGUCUGAGCUCCAGCCAAGUUUUCGAUGAGAACUGUCCUGACCACAACCUGACGCUGAGUAACUGGAACCCGGGUCAAAACCCAAAAAAGGCUGUGGUGGUACAGAAUGGACAACGACUCAAACUGAUUGCAUCAGCAACCCUUCACUCUCUCACUAUCCAAUCAGGAGGGUUAGUGGUGUUUGCUGAUAACAAGGAAGGCACGAACAACAUUACUCUACGAGUACACUUUGUUUUAAUUGAAGCAGGGGGUGCCUUUCACAUCGGUGCCCCGAAGUGUCGCUAUCGUUCCCGUGCCACUAUCACGCUGCUGGGCCGCUCAGACGAUGCCUCCGUAUCUCCCAUGCCCAAUUUCGGACGCAAGUUCAUUGGCGUGCGUCCUGGUGGCACUCUGGAGCUCUACGGCAUGCAGAAGCCAUCCUGGACUCUACUGAUGCGUACCAUACCUGCCACUGGCCUGGCAGCUGGCAGCUACACCUUCCAGAAGAACUUCAGCCGGGGAAUCAACCUUCGCGUGGUGGACCAAGACACGGGCGCUUUGCUAAGCACCGAACGCUUUGACACACACGACUCGCAGAACGACAGCAGGAAGCUGUCCCAGAUGCUGCGGUCGCUGCCACAAGGGCGCAUUGUUGCUCUCGCUGUGGGUGACUCGGCUGCCAAGAACCUUCUGGACGAGACCAAGAUGACCAUCCAGGACCUUCUGGGCAGCUACCAUGUUUAUGAGCUUAAAUACAGGCAGGCCUGGGCACUGGUGUCUGUGGUCGGUGGAGGGAACAGCUCAUGCUCAGAGCAAGUACGUGAACACGAGAACCACGACACUGGGGGGAAGGCGAUGGCUCGGCUAGAAUUCGUCACAGUGGACGGCGUGCGGUUCUUUGUGUCUGCAUACAGCGAGUGGUGGAACGGUUACCCCAUAUCAGGAUUUCAGGUGGAUGUGGUGGACCAGGUGAUUCUGAAUGUGCAGGACGACGUGAGCAGCUGGAGGCCAGGAGACAGGAUUGUGGUCGCUAGUACUGAUUAUUCCAUGUACCAGGCUGAAGAGUUCACACUGUUGCCCUGCUCCCACUGCACCAAAACACAGCUCCGGAUACAAGGGAAGCCUCAGUUCACUCACAUGGGCGAGAUCGUAGACGGAGUGGACAUGCGCGCUGAGGUGGCUCUGCUCUCCAGGAAUAUCUUGAUCCAUGGAGAAAUGGAGAACUCCUGCUACAGCAACAACUGGUGUCAGUUCUACACCCACGACACCUUUGGAGGACACAUCAAGAUCCUGGGAAAUUUCUCCUCAGUGCACAUGUCUCAGGUGGAGCUGAAGCACAUGGGUCAGCAGGCGGAGAGAGACAGUCAUCCAGUCCACUUCCACAUGUGCGGUGACGUGGACGAGGGCCGCACCUACCUGGACUCGCUCUCCAUCCACCACUCGUUUUCCCGCUGUGUCUCCAUCCAUGCCACCAAUGGCCUGCUGGUAAGGGACACUGUAGGAUACGACACGCUGGGCCACUGUUUCUUCCUGGCGGACGGAAUCGAGCAGAGGAACACGUUUUACCAUAACCUGGGAUUAGUGACGAGGCCGGGGACCAUCCUGCCCACCGAGCGCAAUGACACCAUGUGCACCAAAAUAAGAGACCGAGUGCAUGGCGGAUACACGCCUUCACCAGCCACUGAGUGCAAGGCCGUGUCUACGUUUUGGAUUGCGAACCCAAACAACAACCUGAUCAACAAUGCAGCCGCUGGCUCCCAGGAUGCAGGAAUUUGGUACAUCUUUCACAAUUCCUCGACAGGAGACUCUCAUGGGCUUGUACCUGAGACCAAAGCUGAACUCACUCCACUGGGGAUUUUCUACAACAACCGAGUUCAUUCAAACUUCAAGGCGGGUCUUUUUAUCGACAAAGGGGUGAAGACAAGCAACAGCAGCGCUGCAGAUCCCCGCGAGUAUCUCUGCCUCGACAACAAUGCCAGGUUUCGUCCCCAUGAAAACUCGGACCCGACCAAGCUGCGUGUGGCCGCUCUCAUCGACACGCUGAUCUCCUUUAAGAACAACGACCUCGGCGCCUGGAUUCGUGGCGGUGACAUUAUCAUAAGGAACUCUGGAUUUGCUGACAAUGGUGUUGGACUGUCGUUUGCAAGUGAUGGCAGUUACCCUAAAGACGUGGGCUCCAGUCAGGAAGUGUCCGAGUCUCUGUUUGUGGGCGAGAGCAGAAACCGCGGCACCAACGGAGGACAGAAUAAAUACUGGGGUGUUGGAGGAGUGGACGGCACUCUCAGGACUCUGCCCCGAAACAAGACGUUCCCCAUCCGUGGCUUUCAGAUCUAUGAUGGACCUCUGCGGCUGAUGAGGAGCACGUUCAGGUCAUACACACCGACCCCAGAGCGCUUCACCACUGCCGUGGGCUUCAGCCUCAAAAACGCCUGGCAGCUCACACCAAGGAACAAUCUAUCUUCACUGUCCUUCCUGCCCAGCGUGACUCUUAGAGCAUUCUUUGGCCGUCCUGGUCAGUGGUUUGAGGACAAUGACUUGGACGGAGACAAAAACUCAAUCUUUCACGACCUGGAUGGCUCAGUGAGCGGCUACCCCGACACAUACGUAGUGAGAGCAGACAACUUCCUGCUCCAACACCGUGAGUGUGUGAAGGUGCUCCAGUGGAAUGGGUGCGUGUGCAGUGGCCGCUACGCUCAGGUGUAUGUAAAGACACAAGGCGUGCCCAACCUGAGCCUGUCGAUCAUCAGGGACGACUAUCCUGAAAAGCCCUUGGUGCUGAGGGGCAUUAACAGCCAGACAGCACUCUCGCAGCAGUACCAGCCUGUCCUGAUGCUGAGCAAGAGCUACACACUGCAUUGGAAUGGUCAGGCACCCAAAGAAGUCGUCCUCUUACUUGCCAACUUUGACCCAGGCAACUGGGUGCUUGUUGGCCUCUGCUACCCUUCAGACACGGUUUUCCAGGUGAUGUCCGACAUUUAUGACCGUCAGAACAACGCAUUUGAUGGCAUGGAGGAUUAUGGCCCCGUAUCUUCUCUGGCUGAUCUGGAAAAGCGGCAACAGGACAGGAAGUACUUUUUUGACCGGGACACUGGUUUGCUGUGGUUGUACGCUCGAGCACGGCAUCCCCGUAAUGGCCACAGUUACUGCUCUACCCGAGGCUGUGAGCGGGUAAAGAUCACUGCCACUACAAGCACCAAACAAACAUGUAACUGCACCACUGCUGCUUACCCCAAGUACAGCAAGGAGCCCAGCACACCUGUGCCCAUGCCUGUGCCUGUGCCCGUCACACAGCCCUGCAACAAAUGUGGGGCCUCAAAGCUGGUCUUCUCCAGUGACCCGUGGAACAGCUAUCUCCAAACACAGGUCAAAUCCCUCGGUCUUGCUGAAGAGCUGAAAAAUGACACACAAGCCUUUAUCACUGUAAACACCAAACAAUUUAACCUCAGCACAACUGGCUUCCUCGCCGUCACUGUAGACGCCUGCACUGGAAAUGUCAUCAAACAUAUGGUCUUUCUAAAGCAAGACUCCACAAUGGUGCAGUAUUUCAAAGCUGGAAUUCCAGCACGGUCGAUUGUUCUGCUGGCCUCAAGAGGACAACCUGAUGGAUUUGCUGGUGUAGCGCAGCACCUUGUCCCUUUGGGAGCAGCCAAAGUGGCAGACCUGCAGGGGAAAGAAUCUCUGUCAUUUUUUGGCUUCCAAGGAGCAUCAUCACCGCCAUCGUGGGUUUCCCUCCUGAUGAAUCAGGGUAAAGAGGUUGUGGAAAAAUAUAUACCGCUCUCCCUAGAUGAAUACUUGUGCUCCCCAGACACAGAGCCACCGCAACGGAAAGAUCUAGAACUGCUGAGGAAAGCUCGGAAUUAAGACCUUACAAUGUGAACUCAACAGGCAAAAGACUGAAUGUGAAUUUAUGAACUUUAUUUAUUUAUGGUGAACAAAACACAUUUGGGGUAUUUUAUAGAGUACACUGUGUUUGUAUGAGAGAGAGAGAGUGAGUCUGUGUUUUGUCUCGCUGUUGUCCUUUUUGAUGAUUGUAUUUUGUCCCUAGUCCAUGGCACCCAGUGUUGCACUUUUAGGAAAUUCAACAGAACUAUCAGCAGGAAAGAUCCAAAUCAAAUUAUACAGCAAAAAUAUGAAAAAUCACACUUGAAUGCUUAAGGAAGGAGUGUAAAUGCAGAAGCUAAACAUUUCAACAGACUAAAGAGGUGGAAAAAUUGAUAAACUCACCACCAGUAGAAAAACAAACACUGAACGAGUGCAAAGCAAACACUUGCUCAGAAGACAAGCAGGACAAAGGCUUAAGCAUCCAAUCAAACAAACAAACAAAAAAAACACAUUACACAGAUCGUUUUAAGAAAGAGUAUGGAGCUGGUUUGUUAGUGUUUUCAGUUAGGAUUCAGUUGAAUUUAGCCGUAAACCUGUUUUAGGAAUCUGUCAAACACUAGAACAUGGAAACUGUUCCAAACAGACGACGUUUAAAGAGUAUCAUGUCUGCGGAUGGGGAUUUUUACUCUGAAAAAGGGCUGCAACAGGGCUGAUUUUCAAGUGUGCGAUAAAUGUGAUAGAAAAAUGUAUUGUUGGAUAAAGUUAGCAGUGUUAUCUCCAACAUGCAGCUAGAAAUUGUAUUUAGUUUGCACAUUAAUCGCUACACUGUUCCUGCAGAUCAACCUGAAAACAGAAUUGCCCAAUCCAACACAACAACAGAUCCGAGUUCUGCUGUUCCUGCAAAUCCAAGCUAAUAGACACUAAUUAUUAUGUAGAAUUAGAUUUAUUAUUCAGAGUGCAUCCUAAAUAGCUGGGUGGAGUUGACUGAUACAACUGCGACUCCCAUGUUGACAGCUAAUGAUGAUUUGUGACCUGAACUGGUGAUCACUGACUCGAUGGCGGGUUGACAAGAAGGAUACAAAACUCUGGAGAUGUCAUUUAAAAAGUUUAGCUUAUAAUAAUGGUCUUACAUCCAUGUGUUAUUUUAGUUAAAGAUGCCAACCCAUAGAAGAGAAUAUGGAAGUCGACCUGCUUAAACUGAGCUGCAAAAGCUGUUGAAUUUUAACCUGAUCACUGAAACGUGUAGAGUUCAUUAGAGCUCUCACAACGGAGCUGGGGACUAAUAAACAGAGCGUCGAUUUCUAUACAGCUGUCUUACUAGAAGCUAAUUAGGUUACUAAGUAAACAACAAAUAAGAAUAAAUAAUGCUCACUAGUGAUGAGUUACUGCAGUAUUUAUUCAAAUGGAUGUGAUCUAUAACUCCUCAGUCAAGCACUAGUAUUUUCAAUAGAACCUUAAACUCAUUACUGUAUCUAAACAUGAUGUUCAGGUUUUAUUCAUUCAGUCAUCGUUUUCAUUUCCUGCGUUUAUUUAUUAUUCCAUGUGUCAUUUCUUGUCAGAUGUUUCAGUAUUGCUGCUCAAAAAACCUUUUUACACACCCAAUAUACCGUAUAGUAUGUGCUGAUAUUAUAUUUCAGAUCCUGAUCAUUGCCAAAAGGUUUUCAUUUUAAAAUAUCAAUCUGUUCUGUAUUUAACUUGAUCAAUUGAUCACUUUGGUCAAAUUAGGAAUUUUAAAAGACAGCUGUCUAUAUGCUUAUUUUAUUUUAUUUAUAAUAUUUUUUUUAAAGCCACCCAUCCAGGAAGUGAUAUGCCAAAUAAUUAAAAUGUUGUGGACCGGUGUUCACUUACAUUAUACCAGCUACAGCCACUGGUCGUUUUCUCACCAGCUUCUCAUUUUUCUCUCUUGAUGUUGAGCGAAAAAAACCCAUAGCUCGUCAUGUUACUGAGAAACAGCAAAGCACUAACAGUUACAGUUUGACCUCCGUGCUGGCACUGGAGACUCCUUAACUGUGAAACAAAUGUCUCCUUACAUAAAACCUCACCUUAGAAACAGCCACAUAUUCUGCUUGUUAAAGAAGUGUUUUAAUGAACACCUUCUGACCAAUCAGAUGUGAAUGAGAAUUCAGCAGCGAUAGUGUAGAAGAUUUUAGAACUGAUGAUCUAUAAACAGCUCAGCUUCACAUUGUGCUCGUGCCAGACCUGAAAUAAACACAGAUUCAGUGCCUAAGAACGAGCACGUCACCCUUCGGAUGUUUUCACUGUUCCUUUUAUAUUAAAAUAAAUGCCAAAUUGUCUGUUUUUAAGGGAAACUGCCUGUUUGUUAACCACUGUACUGUUAAAACAGUUUUUUGUUGGAUGUUGUAUUAAGGUGUUGGGUUUAUUACUGGUGUUUUUCAGUGGUGGAAAGAAACUCACAACACGUCUGAGGGCUUGUGAUCAUAUACAAGUGCCUUUUGCCUUUAAGUAUUAUUUUAUAUUAUGUUCAAAGUUUCUGUUUUCUAUAGUAUUGCUUCUUGUGAUAAAUUUUGAUAAAACAUUUAUACUUUC
Molecule: messenger RNA, 6818 nt
Organism: Tachysurus vachellii
Lineage: Eukaryota; Metazoa; Chordata; Actinopteri; Siluriformes; Bagridae
Gene: cemip2
Product: cell migration inducing hyaluronidase 2
Exons: 24
Coding region: 192-4310 (1372 amino acids)
Source: RefSeq, a predicted model, not a curated record